Messenger RNA from Leishmania major strain Friedlin, 1617 nucleotides. Its product is annotated as putative protein kinase. The record is from RefSeq and is a predicted model, not a curated record. Gene Ontology annotation, molecular function: protein binding; protein serine/threonine kinase activity; ATP binding. Lineage: Eukaryota; Euglenozoa; Kinetoplastea; Trypanosomatida; Trypanosomatidae. Bases 1 to 1617 code for a protein of 538 amino acids. Gene Ontology annotation, cellular component: cytoplasm. The transcript has a single exon. Gene Ontology annotation, biological process: protein phosphorylation; intracellular signal transduction.
AUGGAGGGGCCCUCUGACAAACUUUUGCGGGAGCCCUUCCAAGCCAGCCUCAAGCGAGAGCGCUCCAGCUCCUACACCACCGAGAGAGGCAGACCGACGUCUCCGCAUCUUCGGCGGCUUCGGCCCCUGACGACAUCGUCUUCUGAGGGCAAAGGCGCUGCGGACGGCGACGGCGAGGAAGACCCGCAUGCUCGGCGGCACGCCGAGCCGGAGCUCUUCGAACUCACUCCUCUUGGCGGAACCGCCAACAUAAACGUGCGUGCGACGCGCUUUGGUGUAGAGGGUCUUCGCAUCGGGCGCGAUCCCAGCUGCUGUGACCUGGUGCUUCCCUCGAACUUGGUGUCGCGGCUUCAUUGCGUGCUCUCUGUUCUUGGUGAUGACGUGUUCGUGCACGACAACAGCUUCAACGGCACUUUCAUCAAUGGCCGCCGGGUGGGGCGAGGCCGAUGCUCUGCGUUGCAUCCGCGCGACACACUUUCCUUCCUGAACCCCACACUAGAGGAGGCAAGCCGGUGUGGGUUUGAGUUUGCGUCGUUGCCGGGGCACUCCUCAUCAGGCUUUACAGCAGUGGAAGGACUGCAGCGGUACGAGCUAGGGCCGGUGCUGGGCCAGGGGAGCUUGGCGGCGGUGCGGCUUGGUAUAGACGGGGAGACGGGGGCACCAGUCGCUAUCAAACUGAUUGAGCGGGGGCGCUUCUCCUGUGAGGAGGCUGCGGCCUCACUGCACACGGAAAUUGAAAUGAUGCGCAGCAUGGAUCACCCACACGUUGUACGGGUGGUGGACGCGUUUGAGGGCAGCGGCUGUGUCGCAUUGGUCAUGGAGUACGUGCGAGGCGGCGACCUGUUCGACUACAUCGUCGGGCGUGGACGCAACCCUUUCACCGAGGCUGAAGCGCGCCAUCUCUUUGGGCAGCUCCUCGAAGCGGUUUUGUACAUUCACGGUCGAAGCAUAAUCCACUGCGAUCUCAAGCCAGAGAACGUGCUUGUUGACGUCGUCAAGAGAGGGACCGAUGACGAGGUUGACACGACCUCAGCCUCGGCAACGGCAACGGCGACGACGCUGCAGACCGACGGCGAUGCCGCGCUCUCCGUCGUGGACGAUCAUCAGGCGGAGGCAAAGGCGGUUUCGCCAUACGACGUGAGGCUAAAGCUGGCGGACUUUGGCAGUGCCAAGUACGAAGGCGGCGGCGCAGGGGGCGGCAUGCUAGAGACCACCGGUGCCGCCACGCCAGUCUACGCAGCGCCGGAGCUGGCGUGUUUUCCUGCGGACGGAGCUCCACCGCAGGAGAUCAGUGCGGCGGUGGAUGUGUGGUCUCUGGGAGUGCUCCUGUACAUUCUCUGCUCUGGCACCGUACCGAAGCCCCCCCGCUCUGACACAGUCGUCGCCUUCAACCGGUCCAUGACACAUCUAUCCGUUCUGUGUAAGGACCUCAUUGCGCGCAUGAUGACCGUGGACCCAUCGCAGCGCCCUUCCCUCGCCGACGUCUGUCAUCACCCCUGGCUCGACGGCGUCACGAUCUCCGGCGCACCGGACAGAGGCGCACUGGGCAGCAAAGACGUCUUGUCUGUGACGGCGAAGCUGUCGCCGAGCUUUCCGGAGGCGGCGAAGCCGCUGUAG